Messenger RNA from Melampsora larici-populina 98AG31, 1311 nucleotides. RefSeq lists its product as uncharacterized. The transcript has a single exon. Bases 1 to 1311 code for a protein of 436 amino acids. The record is from RefSeq and is a predicted model, not a curated record. NCBI's taxonomy places the organism in Eukaryota, Fungi, Basidiomycota, Pucciniomycetes, Pucciniales, Melampsoraceae.
AUGGAUACUGAUUCAAUAGAAACGCACCUCUGGUUUGGAAAUAUCUUAGAGUCGAGAAGAACCACGAUAGGCGCAUUGAUCCAAGAAGCGUACGGUCGAGGCGACGAUGUGACGGCAACAGCUUUGUUGAGCCUAUUAGACACAGAACCAAAUCAGCCAAAGAAGGACACGAAUUACGUGUUAGACGAGGAGGAAACAAACUCAAAAGCCUCAGGAGAGACGUCGGUAGCCUUCGUAAGAGAAGUAAUCCCACUCCCAAAGGCAAAAGCGGCAGAGAACCUCGUACUACCUUUACCGCCACAACAAGCUACCGCCCAAACAGCUCAACCCGGCCUGACGGACGACACAGCAACCGAUAGGUCAACUUGGUUUGAGGGAGCUUCAUCGAAAGAGGAAUCAGACAAGGCUUACGCGAUAAUGACCUCAAAGAAAGGAACCUUGGAAAUGGAGAAUGGAGACAUUGUUCAUAAUGGUCGAAUUCUGAAAGGCGGAGACCCUCAGAUGAAAGAGUCGUUGGCACCUCUUUCCCCAGGAUUGACGAUUAUUCUAAAAGGACUCACUUCUUAUAUUCAGUUAACUGUAUUCGAUGAAGAAUGGCUCAUAAAAGAUCAAAAGGCAUGGUCGACAAGAACUACAAAGUCCAAUAAGAAAGAGUCAGGAGAGGCGAGAAUAUACGGAGGAGAAGCACCUGUCGAAGAACUUACAAUUGAUUUCGAGGUAUGGAACGACUGCAUGGAACUCUUUUGCGGUCAUCUAGUGGCAUGCGGAUGGAAGCCAAUUGCGGAAAAAUUCAAAGCACAUGUCGCGGUGGUCAAGAAAUUACGGAAAGAUUUCGGUUGGAUGGUAGCGCUAAGGUAUUGUCAAUUGGUAAGACAAGGGGUAAUGCGAGAGACUGUCGACAAAUCUAUAGGAAAUUAUGCCGAGCUUCAAGAAACAUUGUUAGUAGAAGCAAAGACAGUCGCUGAAAGCUUUAACAAGCGUCAUUAUAAGACGAACCCGUACGCACCCGGAAGGCCUAAGGCAAACAUCUGCCCUUUGACAAACAGACCAAAAACAAACGCAACAAACAAUACCUCGACAGUAACCUCUUCAGAAAAUUGCUACGCUUCCACGAGCUCAUACAGAGGGAAUGGAAAAGGAGGUAAAGGAGGAGGUGGUUAUAAAGGAAGGUACGACGAUGGAAGAAGUCGUAAUCAUUGGAGGAAGGAAGAUCGUUAUGGCUCGGACAGGUAUGCUAGUCAUAGAGACAAAAGCAGAAGCCCUGAUCGUCGUGACAAAAAUGGAAAUCCCGUGAAGGGAAGGAAAGCGUGA